AUGCAUCUGACACAGGUUCUGAUUUAUCUGAGUUUCAUGGUUGCUUUCGGUCCAGUGGGUCUUGGUGAUCAAACCGCGCACCACCAGCCCCCUGCCACAGAUAACGGCGAGCAGUGCUCAACAUGCGAGGUCCGACAGCAGAUCAAAAACAUGAGAUUACACGCAAUCAAGUCCCAAAUUCUUAGCAAACUGCGACUCAAGCAAGCUCCCAAUAUCAGCCGAGAUGUUGUCAAGCAACUCCUGCCAAAGGCACCACCUUUGCAGCAACUUCUUGACCAGUACGAUGUACUUGGAGAUGACAGUAAGGAUGGAGUUAUGGAAGAAGAUGAUGAACAUGCCAUCACAGAAACAAUCAUGACAAUGGCCACUGAACGUAAGUUUAACAGACUAUUAUUCAAUGCAACUAUACACUGAGUGUACAAAACAUUAGGAACACCUGCUCUUUCCAUGACAUAGACUGACCAGGUGAAUCCAGUUGAAAGCUAUGAUCCCUUAUUGAUGUCACUUGUUGAAUCCACUUCAACCAGUGUAGCUGAAGGGGAGGAGACAGGUUAAAGAAGGAUUUUUAAGCCUUGAGACAAUUGAGACAUGGAUUGCGUAUGUGUGCCAUUCAGAGGGUGAAUGGGCAAGACAGUAUAUUUAAGUGCCUUUGAACGGGGUAUGGUAGUAGGUGCCAGGCGCACCGGUUUGAGUGUACGCUGCUGGGUUAUUCACGCAGCAAAAACAGUUUCCGGUGUGUAUCAAGAAUGGUCCACCAACCAAAGGACAUCCAGCCAACUUGACACAACUGUGGGAAGUAUUGGAGUCAACAUGGGCCAGCAUCCCUUUGGGACGCUUUCGACACCAUGCCCCGACUAAUUGAGGCUGUUCUGAGGGCAAAAGUGUCUGCAACGCAAUAUUAGGAAGGUGUUCCUAAUGUUUUGUACACUCAGUGUUUAAUAACGUUAAAAAGGUACCAGAGCGCAGCUGUUUUUACGCAUGGGGCACAGAGAGCACCUGCAUGUCUGAUCCCGUGUUACUUGCACCACUAUGUUGAGAAUAGGUUGGAAUUUCAUACGAAUGAUGGAAUAUUUUUGAUCCGAAAAACCACUAUAGAACAUUACGCAGUAAAUUUACGAACAAUUAAGCACGAGCCGAGUUCCAUCUUAUAAUGUGCCAGUGUCACUCUCUGGUGUUGAGUGUGGAGGUUCUAAAACUAGAUAGGCUAGGCUAUAUUGGAGGAUACCCUGGAGAUUACACAUUGUUGUGUUUUAUAGUAUAUCAAUACUUGUCAUGACAUUGUAACUUUAAAUAUACCUUUUGAAAUUGGUUUACCAAGGGGUUUCUGUAACGAAAACACAAUUGUGGCUUGUGUUAAAUACAACUGCAAACUUGUUUUUGCAGUCAUUUAAUUUAGUUUAUAAAUCACAUUUUAUUGUGGAAAUAGAGAUGACAUUUCCAUAUUGUAAUUAAUGUUCUAAUUUCUCUCCUACAGCCGAAUCCAUCGUCCAAGUUGAUCGGAAACCCAAGUGUUGCUUGUUCUCCUUCAGUUCGAAGAUUCAGGUGAACCGCAUAGUUCAUGCGCAGCUAUGGGUGCACCUUCGGCCAGCUGACGAAGUCACCACGGUGUUCCUACAAAUCUCCCGCCUGAUGCCUGUCACGGACGGGGGCAGGCACAUAGGUAUCCGGUCUCUAAAGAUCGACGUGAAUGCAGGAGUCAGCUCUUGGCAAAGUAUCGACGUGAAACAAGUGCUGUCGGUGUGGCUGCGGCAGCCGGAGACGAAUUGGGGGAUCGAGAUUAAUGCGUUCGACUCGAAGGGAAAUGAUCUGGCCGUUACCUCAGCAGAAGCGGGAGAAGGACUGGUGAGUUUAGAUUUAUCUCCCAUCGAAGCAAUUUACAAAUAGUUUUGUAGUUUAUCAUCGUGGGAUCUAUGGGAAGUAAUCCAUAACCCAUGUAUUAAUGCGUAAUAAUGCAAUAUCAACAUUUACUUGUUGUGCCAAUUCAUUUUUGUGUCGAAUUGUGUGGCAAGACUCACUUAGAACCAUGGCUCAGAGGGGUUUUGGCACCCUGUGGAUUUGCUCUCAUGUGCUUUUAUGUUUAGCUAACAAUCACAUUUUAAAAGUACUUUAGAAUCUUUAGUAUAAACACACAGACCUAAUUUAAGGAGUUCAUCUAUGACAUAAUAUUUGCCCUGGCCACCAAUAAUCUCAUGUCCUAUCACCUGAUUACAUAAAAAUUCACAUUGUUCACAUGGCCAGAAAUUCCAGAAGUCUUCUGUGGUACUGUGCUAAUCAGAGUAAGAGUAAUUGCCUAAAGCUUAAAAUAGCCUUUGUCCACAUGACGAGGAAGACAUUUCCUUGUUUUACUGUCCUUGUGGGGACUUUUGGGGAUUUUAGGUCCCCACAAGGAUAUAAGUACCCACCCACACACACACAUUUUCAGUGGUUCAAAGUAUCACAACACCAGGUUUGAAACCUUAAUGUAAAGGUUCAGCAAUGUUUUAUUGGAGUAAAAAAAUCAAAUAUGUUUCCCAAUGUGUCAACCAAUGCCUGUUUCAUGUUUUCAACCAUUCUGUAUUGUGCCCUUACAGCAACCCUUCAUGGAGGUGACGAUUUCGGAGGGCCCGAAGCGCUCCAGGAGAGACUCGGGCCUGGACUGUGACGAGAACUCCCCCGAGUCCCGCUGCUGCCGCUACCCCCUCACGGUGGACUUUGAAGACUUUGGCUGGGACUGGAUUAUUGCCCCCAAACGCUACAAGGCCAACUACUGCUCUGGUGAGUGCGAGUACAUGCACCUGCAGAAGUACCCCCACACCCACCUGGUGAACAAGGCUAACCCCCGGGGCACCGCAGGGCCCUGCUGCACCCCCACCAAGAUGUCCCCCAUCAACAUGCUCUACUUCAACCGCAAAGAGCAGAUCAUCUAUGGCAAGAUCCCCUCCAUGGUAGUGGACCGCUGCGGCUGCUCGUGA
Messenger RNA from Coregonus sp. 'balchen', 2951 nucleotides. Lineage: Eukaryota; Metazoa; Chordata; Actinopteri; Salmoniformes; Salmonidae. The record is from the annotation of a GenBank genome assembly.